CUUUUUCUCUCCUCUCGGAUUAUGUCGCUCUACAGGCUACAGCCUUUUGGUUACUUGGAAAUUUUAUGAGCGUGAGAUGAAGCAGGAAAGAAGAAAACAAGGAGAAACGCCGUUUCAGUAGCUCUGUCACAACCCCGCACGCUCGCGCUUGCCCUUACUCAAGAUGGCUAGCCCUAAACUGGUGCAAUGAAGUGACAGCGCGGCCUUGGUUGCCAAGGAGACGCAGAUACCGGAAAUGCGGAAUUCGUGGAGGGCGCGCACGCGCGCAAAAGCCUCUGGCAAGAAGUCCGGGCGUCACAGGUCCUGACAGGGAAGAAGUUGUCAGGUCCUGACUGAGGAGCGCUGUGGCCACAGCACCUCCGCUUACAGGCGGCUCCAGUGGGAUGGAGUCCCAAGUCGUGAACGCCGGGACCGGCGAGACUGAGCAAGCCAGGGUCGGGGGUCCGAGUGUUGGCGGAGCUUCCCGGGAGCUCGCAGUUUCGGCGCCCCUGGGAGCCGCGCGGUGGAAGCUCCUGAGGCAGGUUCUGAAGCAGAAACAGCUGGAUGAUUGCCUUCGACAUGUAUCUGUAAGAAGAUUUGAAUCAUUUAAUCUGUUUUCAGUAACAGAAGCCAAAAAAGGGGAAACUGAAGAGGAAGCUGGAACAUGGGUCCAAUAUACAAGUGUCUUCCAUCCUGAAUACAGUAUAUCCUUAAGGUGUGCUAGUGGAUCCUUGAAUGUUGAAGAUGUUCUUACCAGCUUUGACAAUACGGGAAAUGUUUGCAUCUGGCCGUCUGAAGAGGUUUUGGCUUACUAUUGCCUCAAGCACAGUAAUAUAUUCAGGGACCUUGCUGUGUGUGAGCUAGGGGGUGGCAUGACAUGCUUGGCUGGGCUCAUGGUUGCUAUUUCUGCAGAUGUCAAAGAAGUUCUGUUAACUGAUGGGAAUGAAAAGGCCAUCAGAAACGUGAGUGACAUCAUCACAAGGAAUCAGAAGGCCGGUGUAUUUAGGACUGAGAAAAUAUCAAGCUGCGUUUUACGAUGGGAUAAUGAGACAGAUGUCUCUCAACUGGAAGGACAUUUUGACAUUGUUAUGUGUGCUGACUGCCUGUUUCUGGACCAGUACAGAGCCAGUCUUGUUGAUGCAGUAAAGAGAUUACUCCAGUCCACAGGGAAAGCAAUGGUAUUUGCCCCACGCCGAGGGAAUACUUUAAACCAGUUUUGCAAUCUAGCUGAAAAAGCCGGUUUCUCUAUCCAAAGACAUGAAAAUUAUGAUGAACACAUUUCAAACUUCCACUCCAAGUUGAAAAAGGAAAACCCAGACAUGUAUGAAGAAAACCUUCAUUAUCCACUUCUGCUUAUUUUAACCAAAGAUGGAUAGAAGACUAUGCUUCUCAAAAGAUGAAGAAAACAUCAGAUGCACAGGGAACAUUUUCACAAAAGUGGAAAUCUAGAAUUUGUCUAGUAUGCAGCGGACAUUGCUUCUCUGAGAUCUCUGAGCUCCUGAGACUUGGGGUAACCACCCCUUUUAACAUUCCACUUAUGGACUAUGGACUCCACCUGCCCUCACCCACACUAUUUCUGAGCAGUCUUCACCUCCUCUUUUUCA
This is a messenger RNA of Perognathus longimembris pacificus (Pacific pocket mouse), 1583 nucleotides long. It is a transcript of the gene Camkmt, whose product is annotated as calmodulin-lysine N-methyltransferase. The coding region runs from base 384 to 1355 and encodes 323 amino acids. Gene Ontology annotation, molecular function: calmodulin-lysine N-methyltransferase activity. The record is from RefSeq and is a predicted model, not a curated record. Gene Ontology annotation, cellular component: cytoplasm. The transcript has 11 exons. NCBI's taxonomy places the organism in Eukaryota, Metazoa, Chordata, Mammalia, Rodentia, Heteromyidae.